This is a messenger RNA of Astrephomene gubernaculifera, 2836 nucleotides long. The record is from the annotation of a GenBank genome assembly. NCBI's taxonomy places the organism in Eukaryota, Viridiplantae, Chlorophyta, Chlorophyceae, Chlamydomonadales, Astrephomenaceae.
GCAUGUUAUAGCAUAGACAAUACAUUAAUGGCUUGCCCACUAGCCCAUCAACAGGGCCGUCUUGGCCCUCUGGGCCACAGGGUAAAGAAACCAUCGACGCUUGCAACGCCACUGUGCCGUCCGCUACCCAGCCGAAUUUUACCCAGACCAUUUAUAGCAAUUCAUAAUGAGGCACAGCGAUUCAGUCCUUGCGCAAGCGCAGUGACGGCGCCCGAACUGGAGCUUGAGAAGGGUGGGCCUGGAACGCAGUAUGCAAAUGGAGCUGUUGCCAAGGUCCCUGUAGAACGCAUUCGUAACUUCUCCAUUAUCGCACAUAUCGAUCAUGGAAAGUCAACCCUGGCUGACCAGCUGCUGCUCAAGACGGGCACCGUUGCAGCUCGCGACAUGGUGGAGCAAUUCAUGGACAGCAACGAGAUCGAGCGCGAGCGCGGCAUCACCAUCAAGCUCAACACCGCGCGCAUGAAGUACCGCUGCCAACGGGACGGAGAGCUGUACGCACUCAACCUCAUCGACACGCCCGGCCAUGUGGACUUCACAUACGAGGUGUCCCGCUCGCUGGCCGCCUGCGAGGGCGCGCUGCUGGUGGUGGACGCCAGCCAGGGCGUGGAGGCGCAGACGCUGGCCAACGUGUGGCUGGCGCUGGAGAACGACCUGGAGGUCAUCCCAGUGCUCAACAAAAUCGACCUGCCGGGUGCGGACCCGGAGCGUGUGAUUCGCGAGAUCGAGGAAAUCAUCGGGCUGGACUGCUCCCGCAUCCUGCGCGUGUCAGCCAAGAUGGGGCUGGGCAUCGAGGAGACGCUGGAGGCCAUUGUGGAGCGGGUGCCGCCGCCGCCCAACCGCACCGCCGAGCCGCUGCGGGCGCUCGUGUUCGACAGCUACUACGACCCGUACCGGGGGGUGGUCUGCCAGUUCAAGGUCAUGGACGGCAAGGUGUCCCGCGGUGACGUCAUCCAGAUGAUGAACACCGGCAAGGAGUACCAGCUGGACGAGGUGGGGGUGCUGGCGCCGCACAAGGUGCAGGUUGACACGCUGUACUGCGGCGAGGUGGGCUACCUGGCAGCGCAGAUCAAGUCGGUGCAGGACGCGCGCGUGGGCGACACGGUGACGCAGAAGCGCCAGCCUGCUGCCACCCCGCUGCCCGGCUACCAGGACAUCCAGCCCAUGGUGUACUGCGGCCUCUUCCCAACCGACUCGGAUAAAUACCAGGACCUGCGCGAGGCGCUUGAAAAGCUGCAGCUGAACGACGCGGCGCUCAAGUUCGAGCCGGAGGUGAACAACGCCAUGGGCUUCGGCUUCCGCUGCGGCUUCCUGGGGCUGCUGCACAUGGAGAUCGUGCAGGAGCGGUUGGAGCGCGAGUACAACCUGGACCUCAUCACCACCGCCCCCACCGUGGUGUACCGCUGCAGGAUGACUGACGGGGAGGAGUUCCCGGUCAACAGCCCCGCCGACCUGCCCGACGCCUCCCGCCGCGAGUGGGUGGCCGAGCCGUACGUGCGGCUGGAGAUGGUGACCCCCACCGACUACGUGGGCAACCUGAUGGAGCUGGCCAACGGGAGAAGGGGUGAGUUCGUUGAGAUGCGCUACCUGACCGACAGCCGCACCACGCUGGUGUUCAACAUCCCGCUGGCCGAGGUGGUCAGCGACUACUUCGACCAGCUCAAGAGCCGCUCCAAGGGCUAUGCCAGCAUGGAGUACAAGGUGACAGGAUACCGCCAAAACGACCUAGUGAAGCUGGAGGUGCGCAUCAACGGGGAGCCCGCCGACCCGCUGUCGGUCAUCUGCCACCGUGACAACGCCUACCGCACCGGGCGACAGCUCACUUCCAAACUUAAGGAGCUCAUUCCCAGACAGAUGUUCAGGGUGCCCAUCCAAGCGUGUAUCGGCACCAAGGUAGUCGCCAGUGAGGCCAUCGCGCCGUACCGCAAGGACGUGCUCGCCAAGUGCUACGGAGGAGACAUCAGCCGCAAGAAGAAGCUGCUGCAGAAGCAGGCGGAGGGCAAGAAGCGCAUGAAGGCGCUGGGCAAGGUGGAGGUGCCGCAGGAGGCCUUCAUGGCCAUUCUCAAGAUUGACCGGGAGGCGGACGACUGAGGUUGUCGUUGAGGAGGCGGGCGCGUUGGGAAGGGAGUGCAGCGACGGAGGCCAGGUAGUUAAAAAAACUUAAAAUCAUUGAGCGCGGGCUUUGGGGUUAUACUGGGAAAGGUGAGGGGUAGGACGGUAUACGGCCUGGUGCAGGCCGAAGUUUUGUGCUAGGCAUGAACGAAUUGGGCAGGGAUGUGGUGUCAAGAGAGACGAGAGCAUCGAGAGUUGGGAGAGCGAGGUAGGGAGAGUGUGAGCCAUCCGGGUGUUUCUCUGGGUUGUUCCAUAGGGGCCGCAAGCUGAUACACUUCACGGAAAGGGUGUGCUGGAUUGCAACGAGUGUCAAGUGCGCGUUCCAGGUGACCGCAAUUGUUGGACUGCUGUGUGAAAGUACCGUACUGGUUAACUGCAGACCGGGUGGGGGAUUCGAUUGGCAAGUCGGGGCACGGGGACGAGCGGCUGGAUGCCUUGGAGGGGCUCUCAAGGGUACCUGUGGCUUGGCGUGGCACGAGUCAGGGAGUGGCAGUAGCAUUCCUGUUUGGCACAGUGGCCGACAUAGUGGGUCGUUGCAGUGCCCGCUUUUCCCACCUGACCCAAACUGCCCCACGAAGCCACAACCGACAUGUCGCAUCCAGCUACUCACCUUUCGCACUCAUUGCCUCGCCUUCCCAGCCAAGUCCUUUCCUCCUCCGCCUGCUGGUAACCUAGGGGCAGGCAGAGAUGAAGAAAAGAUGAUGUGCUGUAAUGCCAUGGUGAAGAA